Molecule: messenger RNA, 6296 nt
Organism: Corvus hawaiiensis (hawaiian crow)
Lineage: Eukaryota; Metazoa; Chordata; Aves; Passeriformes; Corvidae
Gene: RPS6KA1
Product: ribosomal protein S6 kinase A1
Exons: 21
Coding region: 1627-3843 (738 amino acids)
Biological process (GO): protein phosphorylation; positive regulation of DNA-templated transcription; intracellular signal transduction
Molecular function (GO): ATP binding; magnesium ion binding; ribosomal protein S6 kinase activity
Source: RefSeq, a predicted model, not a curated record
UGAGCAGGGCUCGCAGGGACCUCUCUGAAAACCAAACCCUUUCCUGCCUCCCGCCCCUGCCAGCCCCUCUCAGCUCUGUGGAACUGCUGCUGCUGAGAGCAGCUAUUGCUCACUUGCUCACAUGACAUCCUGGACUUGAUUUCAUCCUCCUCCUCCUUCCUCCCCACACCAGCCCCCUUUCCGUGCUGUCAUUUGUGUCUCCUGUGGCUUUCUGAUCUUGUCAGCAAGCCAGGGCGGGCACUUCUGGUUGCGUGGACGUACAGGGGAGAUUUUAUUGCCUUUCUGAGGCUCCUCUCCCACACUGGUAACACAACAUGAAAAAUUCUCUGGGUCGGGACGAGAUUUAUCAGCUCCUGCCGGGCCCACGCGCAGGGAGUUCGCUGCUCCCCCACACUGAGAACGUGGAGCUGCUGUGGGAUGGGUGCUUAUCUUGGGCAGCACAUGGUGGACGGGGUUUCUCCUUCCCUAGGCUGUGUCAGAGCGCAGGAGGUGUCAGUGUGAACCAGGCUCUGCUGCAGGUGCUUUUCCAGGCCCAGGCACCUGCCCCCAGCCCCUGGAGCUCAUGGGCACCGAGGUGGAGCUGGGCCCAGCUGCCUCUCUGGUGUUCAGUCAUUUGUUUCUUUCGUUAUCAGUUCUCAAAGAGCACGUGGUGGGGGCAGAGGGGACAAGACAGUCAUAAUUUGUCUCUCUGGUUCCCUCCUCUGCACUCUUGGGAGAAAUUCAGAGAUUGGUGCUGACAUAGGGCAAUUUCCUUUUGUGUGGGUGUCUUUUCACUCAUUUCAAGGGGGUUCUUUCUUACCUGCACCCUCUGGGGUCUUGCAGGACCCCCGGAAACAUGUCUGUCCUGAGGGAAACGUCAAAGAGGAACAGGCUUGGAGGGGGAAGGAGGCAAAACAAGCCCUCUAAAUACCUCUGCUGUGUCCUGCCAAUAAUCUGAGCCAUGGUGGGUUCAGAACCCAGAAAUGCCCUUGAAAGCACCUUGCCUAGACCUUCCAGGGUGGCUCUCAGAUAAAUAACUCCAGAGUCCACAGCAAGGACUCCUGUGCAGCAUAAGGCAAGUGAAGGACUGAAUGCAAAUCCUAACUUUCCCAGAGGAAUCCCAUCGUGGGUGACCCCUCAUCCCUCUGCCAGUGGGAGAGCAGAGACGUGCGGCUCUCCAAGGUGUCAUCACACUUCUGGGUGGGUUCUCGUGAGUUUUUCUCUUCUGUUUUAGAGAGGAAAGUGGCUUCUCACAAUUUCCCCUGUUGUGGAAAUACCCCAAAGCUCCCAGCCUGACGUGAACUUCAGGUAGCAUUAGAUGGAAAUCACUUUAAGGAGACGGUGUGUGUUUUCUGUCGGUGUCUUGCCUGAGCCAGGGAACCCAAACGCCAGCGAGGAGCUGCGAGGUUGUUAUUCUUUUUUUAAAAGCAAACCUGAAAAAAAAAAAAAGCCCCAACCACAAGUGCUGCUGCUGGGGAGGGGGAGCGUGAACCUCCCUCUGUGUGACCGAGCCUUGUCCCCACUGCGCAUCUGCCACCAGCUCAGUCACCUGCAGCUCCUGCUCUGGCAGCGCCCGGAGCCCUCCGAGCCCCGGGACCGGGGAGGCCGCGGUUCCUGGGGCCUGACAAUGUUGAUCGGGAUGGGAGAAUGGAGAGGGACCCUAAACUUCCUCGUGUGUGGGCGUUCCUGACGCUCUGGCUGCAGAGGAAGCACCGAGCCAAGCCCUGGAGCCUGCAGCUGCCGGCCCCCAGCCCGCUCGCCAGCCCGGGGGAAGGUGUUGUGCAGGAAAUCAACAUCACACACCAUGUGAAGGAGGGCUCCGAGAAGGCUGAUCCCUCACAGUUUGAGCUCCUGAAGGUGCUGGGACAGGGCUCUUUUGGCAAGGUUUUCCUCGUGAGAAAAAUAACACCCCCAGACAGCAACCACCUCUAUGCCAUGAAAGUGCUCAAGAAGGCAACGCUGAAAGUGCGGGAUCGACUGAGGACAAAGAUAGAAAGGGACAUCCUGGCUGAUGUCAACCAUCCCUUUGUGGUGAAACUCCACUACGCAUUCCAGACGGAGGGGAAGCUGUACCUCAUCUUGGAUUUCCUCAGAGGAGGUGACCUUUUCACUCGGCUUUCCAAAGAGGUCAUGUUCACCGAGGAGGACGUGAAGUUCUACCUGGCAGAGCUGGCACUGGGACUCGACCACUUGCACAGCCUGGGGAUCAUCUACAGGGACCUCAAGCCAGAGAACAUCCUCUUGGAUGAAGAGGGACACAUCAAACUCACAGAUUUUGGCUUGAGUAAGGAGGCCAUAGACCACGAGAAGAAAGCCUACUCCUUCUGCGGGACCGUGGAGUACAUGGCUCCAGAGGUGGUGAAUCGCCAGGGCCACUCGCACAGUGCUGACUGGUGGUCCUACGGGGUCCUCAUGUUUGAAAUGCUCACGGGGUCACUGCCCUUCCAGGGGAAGGACCGUAAGGAGACAAUGACCCUCAUCCUCAAAGCGAAGCUGGGCAUGCCACAGUUCCUGAGCACUGAGGCUCAGAGCCUCCUGCGAGCCCUUUUCAAAAGGAAUCCGGCCAACAGAUUAGGGUCUGGGCCAGACGGGGCAGAGGAGAUCAAGCGCCACCCUUUCUACUCCACCAUCGACUGGAACAAGCUGUACCGCAGGGAAAUCAAACCCCCCUUCAAGCCUGCAGUGGGUCAGCCAGAUGACACCUUUUAUUUUGACACAGAAUUCACGUCACGGACACCAAAAGAUUCCCCGGGUGUCCCCCCGAGUGCAGGGGCCCAUCAGCUCUUCCGAGGCUUCAGUUUCGUGGCGACCGGGUUGAUGGAGGAUGGUAAAGUGAAACCUGCCCAGCCACCCCUGCAUUCGGUUGUGCAGCAGCUGCAUGGCAAGAACGUCCAGUUCAGCGAUGGGUACGUGGUGAAGGAGGCCAUCGGCGUCGGCUCCUACUCCGUCUGCAAACGCUGCAUCCACAAGGCCACCAACAUGGAGUACGCAGUCAAGGUGAUUGACAAGAGCAAGCGAGACCCUUCUGAGGAGAUUGAGAUCCUGCUGCGGUAUGGGCAGCACCCAAACAUCAUCACCCUGAAAGAUGUGUACGAUGAUGGGAAGUAUGUGUACCUGGUGACAGAGCUCAUGAGGGGAGGGGAGCUGCUGGAUAAAAUCCUCAGACAGAAAUUUUUCUCGGAGAGAGAAGCCAGUUCAGUCCUGCACAUGAUCUGUAAAACAGUGGAGUAUCUGCAUUCCCAAGGGGUGGUUCACAGGGACCUGAAGCCCAGCAAUAUCCUCUAUGUGGAUAAAUCAGGGAACCCUGAGAGCAUCCGAAUUUGUGACUUCGGCUUUGCCAAGCAGCUCAGGGCUGAGAACGGGCUCCUCAUGACCCCCUGUUACACAGCAAACUUCGUGGCACCCGAGGUCUUGAAACGCCAAGGCUACGACGAGGGCUGUGACAUCUGGAGCCUGGGGGUCCUGCUGUACACGAUGCUGGCAGGCUGCACUCCCUUUGCAAAUGGUCCCAGUGACACUCCAGAAGAGAUCCUGACCCGGAUAGGAGGGGGGAAGUUCUCCAUCAGUGGAGGCAAUUGGGACACUAUUUCUGACAUGGCCAAGGAUCUGGUAUCAAAGAUGCUCCAUGUAGAUCCUCACCAGCGUCUCACAGCCAAGCAGGUCCUGCAGCAUCCGUGGAUAACCCAGAAGGACAGUUUACCCCAGAGCCAGCUCAAUCACCAGGACAUUCAGCUUGUAAAGGGUGCCAUGGCUGCCACGUACUCGGCACUGAACAGCUCCAAGCCAAGCCCUCAGCUGAAGCCCAUUGAAUCCUCCAUCCUGGCACAGAGGCGCGUGAAGAAGCUCCCCUCCACCACCCUGUGAGGCCCCACGGUGCAGGAACACCCCAGAUUUUGCACACCUAUGGAAGAGGGGGACAGGGGACGGGCAGGGUCUGCACAAGGGCUCCCUUGGGGGCUUGCUCUUAAAAGGCCAAGUGCCUUCCUGCUCCUGAAAGACUGGCUCCUCCUCGUGUGGACUGAUCUUUGCUGAGAGAACUUCACUGUAAAACUUUUUUGAAGUGUAAAUUGUUGAUUUUUAAAGACAUCCAUCUGUGUAUAUGAGAACUAGAAUGUAUAACUGAUGUCAAGUGGCACUAAAAAGCAGCUCUGAUUCACCCUUCCCUGUGUAGGGCCAGGUAUUUGUUGUCGCUACAGCAUUCCUUGGCACUGAUCCUCUCCAACUCCACUGCAUCUGGAAGACUGUGUCACACUUGGGGUUUAGGCUUUGGGGCUUUUCCUCCCUUGAACCUUUGGAUGUGUUUCCCAAAGCCAGCCCUGCAGGCUCCCAGCCAGCAGCACUCGUGUCCAUGAAGGACAUCCCUCCCCUCCAUGUCCUGUGUGUUUGUUCCAUGUCAGGUGGAUUUUGCAGCCUCCAUUUCUCCCUCUCUCCCGUGUUCCUCCAGCCCAGUCAGCAGCUCAGAUCUCUGAACAAAAUAAACCACGGUUUUUCCAAGCCCUCCCGUAGAUGCUCGGCAGGCCAGGACACCUCCUGGGUUUGGCUCAUUCCUUCCCUCUGCCCUACCACCUCCAUGUUCUCCCAUCACUGGGGAGUUUGUCGCCUGUGCAGGGGGGGAUGACAACAGAACCUCCUCCUUGGAAAGCCAAGGCUUUGGGCUGGCUCUGGCUGCUGCUUUUACCAUGUGGGGUUUUCCUUCCCCUCAGCAGGAACCUCUGAACCAAACCACCCUUUAUUUUUUUAAUUUAACUUUGUUCUACAGCCGGUAACUCAGGGUUUCUUUCUGACUCAUACAAUAAACAUGUCAUUCAGGUGACGUCCUGUUACUGACUGUCCGUGAGCUGCUGAGCCAGCGACCCCGGGCGUUCCCCGGUCACUUCCCGGUCUUUCCCCGGUUGUUCCUCCCUGCUAUGCAGGGGCAGUGCUCCUCGUCUGCCUUCUGGAAAAGCUGCAAAGCUUUUUACCAGGCCCUGAAAGCCAGCAGUGCUGCUUAGGGCUGCCUCUCAUGCCACCUUCUCUCAGGUGCAACCCCUCACUCCGCAGUGGGAGGUGAACCAGUCCUGGAAUGAGGCAGGAACCAACAGGAAUGGUGGCAGCAUCCGGAGGGGAAUUUCUUACUCUCAGGACAUUUCUGUGCUUACAGAAACCACCACUUGGAGACAAACUGUGCCAGAAAUAAAUGGCCACCCCAUUUUGACCUGCAGGGAAUUGCUGGAGCUCCAUGGUGGAAGUUUCUGGGAGCAGCAGGAUUGCUACUAGGGCUGCAAACAGAGCUCAAGGAUGUGACUGGAACCAGCAAAAGUUCUCAUGUGAAUUUCUGCUACUUUUAGCUGAUUAUGCCACAAGAGAGGAAACUUUCUUUUUGUUCAAUCCCAGUAGGCUCUAAAAUGGACAAUUCCAUAAAAAGAAUUAUCUGAGAUACACAGUGCUCUUCUCCUCUACCCUCAUUCAAGCAGGUCCGGUGAGCAGCCAGUGAGAAGCUGAAAUAGUCACAUUUUUUUUCUUUCUUUAUUCCAAGUGCAGCCUGAGUGUCCAGUGCUUCUGAGAGGAGGAGGCCAGCACCAGUCCACAGUGGAUCUUCUUACUGGCAUUGCCACCAACCCCAGCAGAGAGGGAUUUAAUGUUUUGCUGAGAUUUGAGGAGGGGGACACUCCACCAUCCGAAAUGCCUUCCUUAAAAAUAUUUGUGGCAUGAUAUUCCCUACAACUCCACACUGACUCUUGUACCAGUGCUGUGCAAAUUUUAGGUACCUGCAACCAAUACAAUAAUUACAAACAUUUUUCUGUAGCUGUCCCUUUGGUACUUCUGGGUGUUGCAAGAACCUCUUCAGAUUUUCAGAAUAUUUCCUACAUUGUGUUUUGAGGGAGGGUCUGGAGUGGUGGAUGGGGUUGGAUGUCAACCCUCCCUGUGAUGUGCUGGUGUGAGGCCCGCUGGGGACAACUCAGAGGUGUGGGGGACAACCAGGUGCAGAUCAGUGUGGGUGCAGGGAGAGCAGCCCUUGGCUGCUGCAGGUUCUGCCUGGCCAUGAGACAAUACCUGGGGUGUCAGACCCCAAAACCAGGAGCAUCAAACCCCUCCUGGGGUCUCCAAUCAGAAGAACUUUGUGUUCGGUGCAGCUGUAGCUUCUGAAACCCCCAUCCCCUUGGAGAGCAGAGGGAACAAGGAGGGCUACACCUUCCUCUCCAGGGGGCUUUUAACCACAUUGUUCUGAGUGAUCAAUAAGUAAAAAUAAGUCUUGCUUUUUAGUUCCAGAUCAACCAAGUGCUGUUACUUUUUUAAUUCCAGUGCUCAAUAAAAAUGGACUUGUUGAACUUUCUGUA